AUGUCGAUGACGGUAAAAUGUGCAAGUUGCAAUAUCGUUAUAAUCGAGCUGUUAGCUUAUAUACAAAACAAAAUUUCUAUUAUCACUGAAGAAAGUUUAAUCAAGAUAUGUUUGUCAUCGUUUAGUAGUGAUCAAAUUGUUCAGGCAAAGUCGUUGCUUUUCGAAUCAUUACCCACCGAAUACCGGAAAAAAGUGCGUAAAGGACAAGGUAAAGAAAAUCGUGACGUGACGGAUAUCAUCAGCCUAUUCAAGGUGGUAGACACUGAUAUGAUGCCAGUGUUUGUAGCCCGUGAUCUGGAGAAGCUACCUCCGAUAACCUUCGACCAUUUGGACGGGUCUAAACUACUCAAAGACCUCAUAUUGGUUCAGUCCGAGAUUGAAAACAUCAAAUCCUCUUAUGUGAUGAAGACUCGAUUAGAGGAAGAAGUAAAGAGUCAGCUGCAGGAUUUGAGGUACUAUGUACAAGCGUUUUCAAUAAGUAAUGUAAACAUUAAAAAAGGAGGCGCGUGUGCUUAUCAGGGGCAAGAUAGUGGGCCAAUGGGAUUAUCCCAUCUCAAAGACUCUUCCUUAAGCGAACUGAGCAAUACCUCGAAAUAUGCAUCGUCACCGAAUGAGCAUUUGAAUUAUCGAAAUAUAAUUACGAAUGAUAAUUCGAAUGAGGGUAGUAAAAAUAUUCCGGCAAACGCAAUACUGUCGAUGGAGUGCAAGCGGUUGGGCCGGUUGGACAGUGACGUAGCGGGGCAGGGGUUCCGCGUAGCACUGAGCGAGUGA
Arctia plantaginis is the source of this 771-nucleotide messenger RNA. NCBI's taxonomy places the organism in Eukaryota, Metazoa, Arthropoda, Insecta, Lepidoptera, Erebidae. The record is from the annotation of a GenBank genome assembly.